Molecule: messenger RNA, 2462 nt
Organism: Paramacrobiotus metropolitanus
Lineage: Eukaryota; Metazoa; Tardigrada; Eutardigrada; Parachela; Macrobiotidae
Exons: 9
Coding region: 214-891 (225 amino acids)
Biological process (GO): regulation of DNA replication
Source: RefSeq, a predicted model, not a curated record
UCCAGAAUAGUGCUGAGAAUACUUACCAAAAUUGUUUCACAAAAGACAAACCAACGUUCGGUGGAUACAUUUCGCAGUGUUGGAUGGUUGAAUCUGGAGUGAAGGAUUAAACGAGCUCUUUCUUGUUUGUUGGUUUAUGCUGCUGUUUGUUGUAAUUUUGUUGAGAUAUCGAGGUUGUUCUAGCUUGCAGCUUGCUGUCAUACUUUGUUGAAAAUGAUGGUUCGUCGGCCUCUUCAGUCCAUUCCAGUACAUCAAACAAUGAUUAACCAAAUUAACAAAACUCCAGAGCUCUGUAAACCGAUGAAUGACAACGGACCACUGCGAAAGAGCAGUAAGCAGGGGAACUCCGUAGUUAGCACGGAAAAACGCCUGGGUUCGUCCAAGGAGAAAAGCACCGUUAAGAAAUUGCCUCCGACAGGCCAAAGUCGAUCUCGCAUUUCCGAUGCUACGACCGCGAGGAUUCCCUUCACCAUAUUUGAAGACAAUCCAUCGCCCAACCACCAACUGAAAGGGAAAAUCUCACAGGAGAUGAGCCAUUCUGGGCUCAAGAAUCGCGAUAAGUCGGCGCGGCAGCACCCUCCCAAAUCCACCAAGGUGGCUCCAUCUCCCGACAAGGAAAAUGUCUCAGCGUUGCAGAUAGCAGAGAAGGCGGCACAAGAGUGGAAGGAUCUGGCGGAAACACGUCGAAUGGCUUUGGAAGAAGCUCUGAAAGAGAAUAAGCAGCUGUACAAUAUCCUGGAAUCGUAUAAGCGGGAGAAUGAAGCCUUCCAAGACUUAGCAGAAAAAGCCAAGCUUCUGGAGGACUUAGUGGAAGAGCUUACGGAGCAAGAGCGCGUCGAAAUUAGGCACAUUGGUACACAAACCGAUUUGGGUAUGGGAAUUCCAAAUUGACGCCAAUUGGUUCUGUGAUGUACCGCCUCCAGCUCAGCAGUUCCAAACGGGAGCAGCGGCAAUGUUGCCAUCGGGAUUGUUGCUAACUUUGCAUGUUUGCAAAUGUUGAACGUCCUUUGAUAUUGUUUUGUUCUUCGUCUUUCGCCCACUGAGGCCUUGCGGUUUGUAGCGGUUGAUCUGACGUAACCAAUGGAACUGUCACCAACUUUGCGGAAUAAUCGCCGAAUAGUACGGUCCCCAGACACCGGGUACAAACAAUGGCCGAUCACUGCUGAUCAUGAAACAGGUUGAAGUUCCACAAAUCAAAGAAAGUCUCGACAACGGAGUGUGGUUUUCAGAGCCAGUAUAAGUCGGAGAUGAGCAAAAGGACAAUGCCAAAGCGCCAGCGUGCGCAUCGAUUAUACCCACUGCCACCGGUGUGUUUUCAGGCAAGUUCAUUUCAUUGGCCGCACGCUUGCUGAGGCCAUUGCCGACCCUUUCCCCCGGAUUCCUUACAUUUAUCCCAAUUUUUUCAAAAUUAUUCUGACACAGAUCUUCAAGGCCAAUCUGCGUAAAUAUCGAUGGAUCCCACUGUUGCUGAGUGGGUUGCUCCGGGUUAAUUUGAUACAGCCAUUUACAGACCACGGAACAAACACUGCGGUAGUCACUGUUCGUGGCUUUCCAUGUCAAGAAAUCACACAGGUCCAUGAAUUUUUCGGCGCUCUGGUAAACAUUUGGUAGGUAUUUCUUGAUCCACAAAAUUUUUGGCAGUUCCAUUUCCACAGAGACUUUCCCACCGACAAAUUUAAGAGCUAUGUGGUCCUGCAACGCUUCAUUGAUGAAAUCCGUUUCCGAUCUGCAUAGGACCAUAGAUUUCCAGCGAAACCAGUGGCUGAAACAUCGGUAGGGAUGACAGAGAUUGGUUUUCCUGCAUUGGAGUCAACAACCACGAGACUGCAUGUGGCGUCAAAUCCGAUUCCCUUAACUAAAUGCGCGUCCACUUUCGAUGUCACAGAGCGCACACAUCGGCAUACAGCAUUCCAGAUCUGUCCAGAACUUUGGGAAAUUGUUUCGCAGUGAAUAUAAUCCGGCUCGGACGCUUGCCGAUCCCACAUCAACACCGAUGAAAUAUUCCUUCGACAUAUUUUUAUUGUUGCUGCCAAGCAGGCGUCUUGUCCAGCUAACGAAAUUCUUAUGCAAAAUACGUACUCAGUCUCUAUCUCAGUCCCGCAUAGCACUGUAUUAAAUCUAUCCGAUGCAGUUAAAAGUGUGUCAACUGCAUACUAACGAGUAUUAAGUAUAUCUAUAUAUGGUAAAGGUUACAGGAGGGUAUAUCACAGAGAAACUGCUUAUGGUUGGACUUCAUGAACCUUUUUCCUGUAAAAUCGUAAAAUAUUGCCAUAAUCGUCUAAUCGUAAAACUAUGUCCUAAUGCACUGUACCGUCAGAAACACAGGUCCGCAACAUAAAGAUUAGAGAGACUGAAAUAUCUAUAUAUUAUGACUUGUGUACAAUUCUCACAGUAGUAGGCAUUUUUCGCAACUGUCAGUGCUGCCUCAAGGAUACAAUGCAGUGGUGUACGACCACAGUCUG